Messenger RNA from Ochlerotatus camptorhynchus, 555 nucleotides. RefSeq names its product zinc finger protein 48-like. Lineage: Eukaryota; Metazoa; Arthropoda; Insecta; Diptera; Culicidae. The record is from RefSeq and is a predicted model, not a curated record. Bases 1 to 555 code for a protein of 184 amino acids. The transcript has a single exon.
AUGGUGCUCCACGAAAGGACGGUCCAUCUGAAGGAGAAACCUUUUAUUUGUCCUAUUUGUGAAAAACCAUACACUGAUCGGUCGUGUUGGAGAAAGCACAUCGCGACGCAUGAAUCACCGCAAGGAGUCAAACCGGUGCCAAUUAGGGUUAAAUCCAUACGGCCAAAAGAAGUAAAGCCAAAGGUUGUCGCCCGGGUGGUUACCCCAGCGGAAAAUAAGCCUCGUCAACGAAGAAACACAGGUCCGAAACGGUACAAUUGUGAUCUGUGUGAUAAAAUGUUUGCACGUCGACGGAACGUGCAGCACCAUAUGACCUACACACACAACAAGAUUAAACCACAUGAGUGUCAAUUCUGCGGGAAAAAAUACUCAGAUAUAACUUCCUUCAAGCGGCACAUACGAGGUCACACCGAUCCAGAAGUGCAGAGACCGACACAGCAGGCGCCUGAAGCCACGAUGGUCAAUGAAUUGCUCGUGGGCGAUUUGACAGAAUUGGAGUUUACGCCGGAGGGAAGCGACGACACGAUCACGUUCAUUGUGAUUACGGAUGGUUAA